Molecule: messenger RNA, 3517 nt
Organism: Limulus polyphemus (Atlantic horseshoe crab)
Lineage: Eukaryota; Metazoa; Arthropoda; Merostomata; Xiphosura; Limulidae
Product: ETS domain-containing protein Elk-4-like
Exons: 2
Coding region: 548-1630 (360 amino acids)
Biological process (GO): regulation of transcription by RNA polymerase II; cell differentiation
Cellular component (GO): nucleus
Molecular function (GO): sequence-specific DNA binding; DNA-binding transcription factor activity, RNA polymerase II-specific
Source: RefSeq, a predicted model, not a curated record
ACGAAUAUUUGCAAUUCAGUUAACUAUGUUAAUAAUCAAAGUCCGAAUUUCUAGCGUUCAGAGGUUCCAGUUCGUUUCCUAUUGCCCGAGUAAUAUUUUUCAGAGAGAGAUACCACGUUGAUACUGAAGAGGAAGUUAAUACUGCAGUGGAAGUGGGUCAGCACGUUGUGACACUUUUCCUUACUGAUCACUGAUAUAAUGCAACAUUGGCCAUUGAAAGCACUUGCUAUAGAAAACCCUUAUCUCACGAGCAGCACGUGAGGCUUGUUGCUCAUUAGUCAUAUUCUAGGCUCGCGGUCACGCGAGGUCGUCGGCAGGCACUAAUGGUGGUGGUCCAGAGUAGGCACAUUUCAACCUGGCAAGGAGCCGGAACUGGAAAUCUGUCCCGGCCAGGGUUCAAGCAGACUGUUGAACGAUUGGUUGCUGAGAACAGCUAGAGAUUUCUUCAAGCAAGUUUGUCUCGCCUUGUAUGGCGUUACUGUAACACUCUCCUACACACAGAGAUUUAGAAUUAACAUAGAUUCAAGACGUGGAAUUCUCAUGCAGGAUGGCAAGUAUGGAGACGAACAUCACACUUUGGCAGUUCUUGUUGGAAUUAUUGCUCAGCAACCAUUAUAACCAUAUUAUCACGUGGACGAAUAACGAUGGGGAAUUUAAGCUGGUGAACGCUGAAGAAGUGGCCCGUCUCUGGGGGCUAAGAAAGAACAAGCAUAAUAUGAACUACGAUAAACUUAGUCGAGCGCUUAGAUACUACUACGACAAGAACAUUAUUAAAAAAGUAUUAGGACAAAAAUUUGUGUACCGUUUUGUAUCAUUUCCAGAGAUAAUCAAAACAGAAAAUAAAAUCCCGUUUCAUGUGAAAAUGGAAAGUAUUAACAAGGCUGGGGAUAUUCCUUUUGAUAACAGUUCUUCUAAAGUGACAUACAUUCCUUCUGGUCCGAUUUCUCUUGUUAAAGAAGAACAGACAACUCCGUUAGACCUUCGAGAAGACAGUGAAAGAAAAGCACAUGUUUCGCUAAAGGAUGAGAAAAAUUAUAUCGGUACUUGGAACAGAACUGCUCCAGUUCCAGAAAAAAGAGAAUGGGAAGAGAAAAGACGAUUGGAAAAAGAGGAGCUAACAGGGCAAAUUAUAAGAAAUCACUCAUCUAGCCCUGAAAAUAGAAUAUCCUUUUCAUCACCGGUAAAGAGACAAAAAAUUGAACCGGACAGUGACUCCUGUUCUUCACCUGCUCUUUCUUCAUCCAGCUCGUCGUCUUUAAUUGGAGAGAUGAACAUUUCAUUGAAUAAGACAAGAAAAUCAAAACCUCCGCCAAUUUAUCACAUCCCUGCCAUCUCGAAGCUGACGUCAGGAACGCUAGGUUCUCACCAGACUCCAGUGGUGACUCUAGCUAGCCCAUUUUUCACUCAAAGCAAGACUCCUGUUAUGCCUUUACCAAUGUGGGCACCACUGAGUCCUCUCACGCUUUCCACUCCUCACCACUCUACCGUCCAGUUUCAGUUCCCACCUCAUUUCAUCAGUCUAGGGUCCACUGCUUUUCCACCACUACGUCCCUUUAUCUUACCCCCAAAUUCAUCAUUUGACCCUAAAUUCGUGUUUUCCCCAACCAAAUCCAUUCAAGUGUUGCACUGACUAAGUGAGAACGAAAAAAUCUUCAAGAACAUAAAGGCAUAUAGGUGUGGAUGUGUUAAUCCAACUGGUGUGUAUUGAAACCAUAUAUAUAUCUAUAUCUAUAUAACAAAUAAUUAAAUCAAUAAAACUAGUCGUCUGUAUCUCAGUAGGCUUUGAUUGAUAGAUUUUGGUUUACUUGUUAAACGCGAGAAGUUAUCUUUCAGAAUAGAGUUACUCUGUGAUUACCUUUUCGAAUGCCUUGUGAUACAUUUUUGUGCUGUAAUGCAUGCUAUAAUAUUUCUAACGAAAUAUCAAAGGAAAAUAUGAUGUAUAUACACAUAGGAAGUUGUUUUAUUACCAUAUAUAUAUAUAUGCGUAUUGCUCUAUUUUGUACGUUAGAAAACAAAACAAGAUUAGUAGAAGUAUGUAGCAAGUGUGAAGGGCCUUUUGAUUUUCUUGGCUAGUAGAGAAACAGUUGUGUUUCCAGGACGAAAGUUGGAUUGAUACCAGCUGAAUAAACGCUUUUAUAUCGAUAUUGAAAACAUGCACGUGAGAAAAACUGUUAAAAAGCCUCUAGUUUGUUCAUUCGGACGUAAACGUCAAAUGCGGCGUAAAUAUUAUAUAAUUAUCCUAGACACACAGACACUAAUAUAAGUACCGUUGGUUGACGUAACUUAUAUUAAAUAACUUACAAACUUAACACAAUAUGUGUGGUAACUUAUGCUGAUGUGUAUAUGGCUGUAAUUUCGUGUACAUAUAUUUGUUUGUAAAUACAUGAAAUAAAUGCGAAUGUUACGCAUAAACUCAUCAAUUUUAGACAAUAAUACCUCUGUUGAUGAAUCAGUGUUGAUAUGACAGAAUGUUUUCAGUUGCUGAAAAUGUGGUAUGACUCAUAGGUGUGUAAUCUUGAAUAUUUUAAAUUUUCUUCAGAAGUUCAUACUUAACGCCUUUCUUGUAAGGUACGCUUCAAAUAACACAGCAUAAUUUUAGUUGAAUGAAUCUUAGAAAAUACAUGCCAUUCUGUUUUGUUAAUUAUGAAGCUUUUAAGUUGUAGUUAUUAUAAUAUAGUUUAAAUUAAAAUUCAUACCGAAAUAUUUAAAAGCCACUGUUAUGUGUAAUUAGAUCUCAUAUCUCAUGCCAUUUUUGUAAAUUAGUAAUAAAAAUAGCCAAUCUUCGAGUCGAUAGUAAAACAUUUACACUUAUUUUUUCGUUUUCUUUGAGUUCAAAGUUUUAAGUGGAUUAUAUUCGCCUCGGUUCUUUUUUGUAUCAUUCACUUAAAUAAUGUGUUUACUUUUGUGACACCUACUUCGAAGUAUAAGAAUAAGAACUAUUUUCUUGUCCAUUACAAACAUUUUUAGUAAGUUUCAAUUAUCAUACAACAGGCAAGUUAUUUGCUGCUUAGACAGUUAGCAAAUUAUCAUAUCAUAUUGAAUGUCGGAAGGCCUUUACCUCCUUUGAAAGUUCCUACAUCGUAUAUAUAUAUGCAUGCACAUUCUGAGAUUGACCAAUCUGUGACAAAGUUAUUUCACUGCCCUCCAAUAAAAUAAGACCUCUUAUAGCACUGACAAGAGCAAAUAUAACAUGAUAUCUUCUGUGAAACUAUAUGUAAGGUUAGGACUAUGUAUACUGAAAAGGUUAUAUGAUAAUUACACUAUAUACUAACUGAAUGGAAUUAUAUUAUCUGUUACUGUAUUGGAGGAUAGCGUAUGUAUUAUUACUUCAUUUGUUUGCAACAGAGAAUUCCAUUGGAAAUUAAAAGGUCUGUGUUAUUUAUCAAAAACAUACAGAGAGGAUGGUUAGAAUUUUUAUGAUUACCUUCGGUCGUAUAAGAGACUAAACAAAAUCUUUGUUUUUGUAAAAAUGAAACUUGAUUAAACUCAAAUUAGCGUUUUUUGUUUUCGUGUUCGA